Messenger RNA from Gossypium arboreum, 514 nucleotides. RefSeq names its product arabinogalactan protein 13-like. The transcript has 2 exons. Lineage: Eukaryota; Viridiplantae; Streptophyta; Magnoliopsida; Malvales; Malvaceae. Bases 83 to 346 code for a protein of 87 amino acids. The record is from RefSeq and is a predicted model, not a curated record.
ACUGACCAAACUUUAAAAAAAGAAAAAGAUCUAAAUAAAGUAAACUAACUGCCCAGCAUGAGAUGUUUAUAACUGGGGCUUUAUGGCACCCCCACCCAUUACUGCUUGUCUCAAUUUCAGAUUCCUCACUUUUGCAACAAAGUUCACGGAGAUACUACACCAACAAAUGGAGGCAUUGAGGAUGAGACUAUUUUUGGCCAUGAUGGUGGUGUUGAUGGCCAUGUCGGCGGUCCAAUAUGUUGCGGCAGCUGAUGCACCAGCCCCUACUCCUACCUCAGAUGCCACCGCAUUCGUGCCGACGGCGUUUGCUUCCCUUGUCGCUCUUGCGUUUGGUCUCCUGUUUUAAAAUGGAUUAUGAAGAUGGAAAAGAGAUAGAGAAAAGGUGGAGGAUUUUUUCUGUUGUUGUUGGGAUUUUACUUAUGACAAAUGGUGGAUAUUUUCAUUGUUUCGAUUUUAAUGUAUAUCUGAUUGUUGGUGAGCUAAUGAAGUUUUUGUUACUUUGUUGCAUUAAGAA